Molecule: messenger RNA, 5388 nt
Organism: Nelumbo nucifera (sacred lotus)
Lineage: Eukaryota; Viridiplantae; Streptophyta; Magnoliopsida; Proteales; Nelumbonaceae
Product: Transducin/WD40 repeat-like superfamily protein
Molecular function (GO): protein binding
Source: RefSeq, a predicted model, not a curated record
AGAAGACUUGCAAGGAUGAGCGCAUGGAUCAUUACAGGAAGUGUUAUAAUAACAGCAGGUCAGAGAACAGAGGAAGCACACCCAGACCCAGAAGCAGAAGACCAGACCACAGAAAGGGGGAGCGAGAGCCUCUGAGACACGGCAUUGAGGAUGCAACAAGUAAACAAGAAUGGAGGAAAAGGUCAAAAGCAGAAGGUGGUGAUUGGUGAAUGCCUCCAAAGUUUUCUACGAAAUGACAAAACCGUGACUGGGGGUAUGGACAUGGUUUGAUGUGCCGUGUACCCUCUCGUUUUUAUACUAAACACCGACCAAAAAGCGAGCUUUCUCGCCAGUUGCCCCACCCACUCCUAUAUGUAAUAUAUUCCAACGUUCAGGGCCAUCUCCACAGCCCUUCGACACCUGUGGGCUGUGUGUGGCGUGGUCUGCCUUCUGCCGUUGAACGUAGGAGCCUGGAGCCCUGAUUCUCGCGCUGCUGCUCCGGCGAUGGCCGCCGGGUGGCCUAGUCUUGGCAUUCUCGGGCUGAGUCAAAGCUCACGAGUGUGCCUUCACAUGACCCACUUCCACUUGCCAUCGGACGGCUAUAAAUAAAUGCCCAGUGCCCCAGCCUAUAAUAUGGUUGUCUACCGUAAACCCCGGGGGCCCCACCCCAAGCAUCCAGAUGGGACCAGACAGAAAGUAGGCCAAUAAUUCUCAGUGGCAAGAGCAAGAGGAAAAAACGUGGAAACGAGCAGAGAAACACAGCAGCAAUAGCAAUGGUAACUGAGGUACUACCAUGAAAACGGUAAAAGCUUCUAUCUUUUUCUAGUUUUUUUCUAUUCCCAAAUAUUCUCCACUCCUUGACGGAAAGCAACGGCCGGCUUUUUGUCGGUAUCUGCAACGCAGCUCUGGAGGGCCCAUGGAAGUUUGGAUUUUCGCUCUAAAGUUCACGAGCAAAUGUUCCAUCCUCGUCACUCUGCAACAACAUUACAUUACUCUCUAUCUCUCUCAUCCUCUCUCUUUCUCUCUUAUCCCCUCCAUGCUUCUUCCCGUGAUACAAGCAUGUCUCGUAAUUCCAUGGCUUCCACAUCUUCGUCCUCCCCUCCUCCUAAUUGCCAUGACCGCAAGAAAUUAGACGUUGAAUCCAUACGGCUACUUGUCAUCUCUGUUAAUCAACAUAUUCUCCAAUUCUUAACAGACCCAGAUACCCGUAAGUCUCUACGCUUAAGAUGCACCUCCAAGCUUAAGAUUCAGAAGCAGGAGUUCUUUGAAUUCUCUGAGCAGUCGGUCAUGUCAAAUCUCUUCUGGGGCAUCGAGAACGUGGAGGCUGCAAUUCAGUCUAGGCUGCCGGAAGAGAGAGCCUCACGGCUGAAAGAUUCAGAACAGAUGCUCCAGGUUCCGGCAUUGCUCGACGAGCAUGGAACCACGGGUGGAAUUCCGAAUCGUCACUUGGUCUGCUAUUCCUACUUCUACCUCUCUCUGGUUCGGAAGCUCCAGCAAGACGAGUGGCAAGUGGCAUUGCACUUCCUCCAAGCUCUGCUGGUUUCCCCAAGGCUUGUUCGCCUUGAAUUUGCAACCAACCUCUGGGAAAACAUCUUUCUUUCUCAAAUUAUGUCCAGAAGGAGUGGAGUGGGUGGGUGGAGAAGGUUGCAUUCUGAGCGUCUCGUUGAUUAUAGCGAGGAUACGAUUGAUGAGGCCACGAGGCAGCUGGCAAGGAGAUACAAGAACUGGUUGAUGUAUUAUCAGGUGACAUUAUAUGGAGAGACACAUAAGCUGCACUGGGGCUGCAGUGUUGCUUCUCCUAUGGAGAACGAGUCAAGAGAUUCCAUGUACGGAAAGAGCACUGGCACCAGGUAUAUGGACUCAAUCGAACAUGGAACUAGCAGGAGAAUUUAUCAAGACCUUGGAAAGGUCUAUCCACUUGAUCUUCAAGAACAUAACAUUGAUGAGAUGGUAGACAAAGCCAUGGUAUCUACAUUCAGUUCAGAGAAAAGGAAUACCCAUCUCCAAGAUGAUAGCAGAAAUCUUCUUAAAAAAUUAAAAGAAAUUGGUGACAGGGAAAUCAAAAUGAGCUUAGGUGUCAAAUGCCUUCAGGAUAUGCUAGAGGAGUCUCAAUCAGCUACUCCAACUUCUGUUUACUCAUUUAGUGAUUCUGAUGAAGAAAGUGAUUCAAAGGAAAAAAUGGAUAUAAGUGAAAUUUCAGAUAGAAUUGUGGCAACAAAUACAGUUGAUUCACAACCAGAAAAUGGUGAUAGGAUGCUGCAAUCAUUUUGCGCAACAUCAAAUCUAGAAUGUGUAGAGGUAGCUCCACCAGAAUUUAUUGAAUGUUUGAUGCAUGAAGAAAUCCCUGAAAUUAAUACCAAUUAUUUCUUUUCUACCAGAUCCUGUAGUCCCAUCGAAGACCUUAACCUUUCUGACUCAGAACUGAGAGACAUAUAUCCACAUACAUUUUGCAAUUGCCAUAUGGAGGAAAUUCGAAGAAAGCAGUAUGAUUUUGGAUUUUGUGGCCAUAUGCCAGCUACAUAUCUGCAGAGAUGUUGCUUCACCACGAUGGAUAACCAGGAGGCUUCUGCAAAGAGAAGCCCAGACUCAAAUAUCAGGAACUCCAGUGAAGUAUUCUUACAUAAAGAGGAAGAUAAUCAAAUGGAAAUUCUUGGAAUAUUUGAGAAAGCAGUUUCAACACUGAGCUUAUUGGGAGAGGAAGGGAAAUGCAAAAAUAGUGCAGAUAGUGGACUUGAAUGGGGGAUAUUGACCAAUAGAAAAGAGACAGAAUUUCGCCAACUAAAGGAUGUGAUCCUUGAUCAAUUGAUAAAUACUAUUUCAAAUUCAAAAGAAGAGGGGAUAAUAAGGGCAUCAAUGUCUAUGCUAUCAACUUUGAUUUCAGAGAACAGGUCAGUAAUAGAAGAUAUUAAGAUAAAGGGCCUACAUUUGUGUGAUUUGGCAAGUGCUCUAAAAAGAAAUGUUCACGAAGCAGCCAUCCUUAUCUAUUUGAUAAAUCCAUCACCUACAGAAAUUAAAGAUUUAGAACUUUUACCAGCACUGUUGGACAUCGUGUGCAAUUCAAAUAGAUAUAAGCAAGGGUCUAUAUCACUUAUGCUGACACCUCCUGCAGCAUCAUUAAUGAUGAUUGAAGUAUUGGUAACUGCAUUCGACUAUGCUACUAACAAUAUGCAUUUGGCCACAAUCAGUUCACCUCAGAUUCUCUCUAAACUCAUCGAUGUUGCAACAUAUAAGAGUUUGGAUGAGUUCAUUUCUUUGGCUCACAUCCUUGUAAAAUGCAUGCGGUUUGAUGGAAAUUGCAGAAAUUUUCUAUCACAAUGUAAUGGGUUAGAUCAGUUUAUCAGUCUUCUAAGAAGUCAGGAAAAGCAUGCCAAGUUUGCUGCACUUGAAUUUUUUCAAGAAAUUCUUCAGAUGCCACGGUCAUCAGCCAUUAGCCUGUUGCAUCGAAUACGACAAACAGGAAGCCUUAACAUUAUGCAUGUGCUAGUGUCUGGCAUCCAACAGUUACAACCACGACAUCGACUUUUGGCAGCAAAUCUGUUGCUCCAACUAGACAUGCUGGAAGAACCAUCUGGUAAAAGUAUAUUUAGAGAAGAGGCUAUGGAGGUCCUCCUGGAGUCGAUUGCAUAUGAAGAAAGUUUUGCUACACAGAUAUUAUCUGCAUCCAUUCUAUCAAAUGUUGGUGGAACUUAUGCUUGGACAGGCGAAUCAUAUACGGUGGCAUGGCUGUUAAAAAGGGCAGGUUUAACUUCAUUGUGUCACUGGAAUAUGAUUAAAAAUGUUGAUUGGUUGGAUCACAGUCUACAGGAUGACAGCAUAGAUCCAUGGUGCAGCAAGGUUGCCCGAAGCAUGAUUAAGAUAGGGAAUCCUGUCUUCCAUGCUUUGGAGAAGGGACUGCAGAGUAAAAUAAAGAGUGUAUCACGGGACUGUCUCACAGCUAUUGCUUGGCUAGGAUGUGAAAUUGCUGAUGGUCCAACCAACCUCAAAUUUUCUGCCUGUGAGAUAUUAUUGAAUAGAAUAGAACAGUUUCUGCACCCAGGAUUGGAAAUGGAGGAGAGACUUCUAGCAUGUCUAUGCAUAUAUAAUUAUGCUUCUGGUAGAGGCAUGAAGAAACUAAUUCAUCUUUCAGAGGGGGUUCGAGAAUCACUGAGACGUCUUUCAAGUGUCACCUGGAUGGCCGAGCAAUUACUGAAAGUAACUGAUUAUUUCCAACCCAUUACAUCGCGUGUUUCUUGUGUACAUACACAAAUCCUGGAGGCAAGUCAGAACUGCAGUGGGGCUGCAAAUGCUCUCAUCUACUACAAAGGACAGCUUUUCAGUGGUUACUCAGAUGGCUCAAUUAAGGUAUGGCACAUCAAGGGACAAAGGGCCACUCUUGUAUGGGAUAUCAAGAAGCACAAGAAGGCAGUCACAUGCUUUGCACUUUUUGAACCAGGGAACAGUCUUCUGAGUGGAUCUUCUGACAAGACAAUCAGGGUUUGGCAAAUAAUUCAACGGAAACUGGAAUGCGUUGAAGUGAUAGAGACAAAGGAGCCAGUUUGUAAAAUAGAUACAAGUGGACAACUAAUUUUUGUAUUAGCUCAAAGCCGUGGUAUAAAGGUGUUUGAUGAAUCUAGAAAGAUGAAAGUUAUAUGCAACAAUAGACAUGUGAAGUGCAUAUCUGUAAUUCAAGGAAAAUUUUAUGUAGGUUGCUUGGAUUCAAGCAUACAGGAGGUAGAUAUAAUGAGCAAUCGGGAGAGAGAGAUCAAAGCACCUGGAAAGAGCUGGCUAUUACAAAAAAAGCCCAUCAAUGCACUUCUUGCUUACAAGGACUGGCUGUACAGUGGAAGUUCCAAUAUUGAAGGUUUAAAUUUCAAGGAACAGAGAAGACUUAACAAGCCUCAAAUGUCAAUAACAACAGAGAAAGGAGCGGUUGUGCAAGCAAUGGCAGUAGUAGAGGACUUCAUAUACUUGACUUGCAGCUCAUCUCCAAGCAUCCUUCAGAUAUGGUUGAGAAGUACCCAAAAGAAAAUAGGAGGAUUGUCAGCAGGCAGCAAGAUAACAAGUCUCCUCACUGCAAAUGACAUUGUUUUAUGUGGUACAGAGACUGGGUUGAUUAAGGGCUGGAUCCCUCUCUGAUGGGCAACUUAAGUGGAACGAUGAAGCUUGGAUAUCUAUAUCAGAAUACGUAUAUGAUACUUGUGAAUAUUGACAGGAAGUUGAUUGUUUGAUUCAAUUCCGUCACCAUGAAGAAAUUUAGCAGUCUUGCGAGUGGUGGUGGAGACUACUAUGGAAUAAGGAAGUGUACGAUAGUACAAUAUCAACCAUGAACAUACUCUCUCGGAUGAAUGUUAGUUGUGUACAUCGACUGUAAAUGCAUUUUGAAGAUUAAAGCGAAAAGGAAAAGAAAGAGAAAGUUCAGUGUUUUUUUCA